Messenger RNA from Lottia gigantea (owl limpet), 849 nucleotides. RefSeq lists its product as hypothetical. Lineage: Eukaryota; Metazoa; Mollusca; Gastropoda; Lottiidae. The annotation marks the transcript as partial. Gene Ontology annotation, cellular component: synapse; membrane; neuron projection. Gene Ontology annotation, biological process: signal transduction; monoatomic ion transmembrane transport; nervous system process. The record is from RefSeq and is a predicted model, not a curated record. Gene Ontology annotation, molecular function: neurotransmitter receptor activity; transmembrane signaling receptor activity; extracellular ligand-gated monoatomic ion channel activity. The transcript has a single exon.
CUAUUUGAAACUUUAUUUGACGAUUACAACACAUUAGUAAAACCGAGAUACAAUGUCAGCCAUAUAAUCAAUGUGGUCGUAUCAUUUAAUCUGUACUCUCUGAGCGGUAUCGAUGAGAAACAACAGAGGCUGACGUUCACGGGAUGGUGCUCUUUCAAAUGGAAGGAUGAAUUUCUAGUUUGGAAUCGAACUGAAUAUGGAGUAGACAUUUUAACGAUUUCUGCUGAUAAAAUUUGGACGCCCGAUAUUCAAAUAUUUAAUUCUGACAUUAACUUUGGACCCAUCGAAGUAGCACCUUCCAGAAGUUUGAUCUAUUGGAAUGGAAGUGUCGGUUGGUAUCCAGGAUCCAAGUUCAGCACGUACUGCAAAAUUAACAUUAGACACUUUCCAUUUGAUUCUCAGAUGUGUAACAUUAAUGCUGGCCUGUGGUCUUCUAUGUUGGAUGGAGUUACUCUUGAAGGCCAUCAACCAAUUAUUUUCUCCUCGUUCGAAGAGAAUUCGGAAUGGGAAAUCGUUUAUUUUAAAUAUUCAAAGGUCGUUAGUGAUUACCUUCUGCAAUAUACGAUACUUUUAAAGAGGCGAUACAUGUUUCAAAUUUUGAAUAUAAUACUACCAAUCGUAAUCCUAUCAUUGCUUACUAAUUUGGUGUUUCUGUUACCCGUGGAAUCCGGGGAAAAGGUAUCUUUAAGCAUCUCAAUUCUUUUGUCGUAUACAGUUUUGAUCACGCUUGUGGUAAGCGUAUUACCUAGUAACUCGGAUAAUGUAUGUCUCCUUGCUGUUUACAUCAUAAGUUUGGUGUUCCUCAGUGCUUUGUCCACUUUGGCCACAGUUCUAGUGGUAUAUUUUCAU